AUGCCCCAAUCAAACACAAUCUCUACACAGACACCCAUUAAAGUGGAUCAAGACAAAAGAGAGGAGAGACUAAUUCUGCCACCUGGACUUCCAGCUCAGCACAGCCAUGAUGACGUGUCGUAUCAAUGUUGUUUUUUUUGUGUGUGUUUGGCGUUGGGUAUACUCCACCAUCGCCAUCGCCAUCGCCCUCCUCGCAACCUCCAGUUUCUGGUGCCUCCCCCCGACUCUCCUCCGUCUUCGCACGAGCCUCCUCGUUUCGCUCACAGCUCAUCGUCCCGUGAAUUUUGUUUUCUGGGUCUCGAUUCGUUUCGACGCGUGGUUCAAGUAGUUGCGCAAACAUCCCGUUUUUUCUCUUUCGUUCGGGGAGGGGGGGCUUGUUUUGUUUCCUCGGAGGAUCGUCCGGGUAGCGAGCUGGUUUUUCUGAUGGCGACGACGCAUCUCGUGAACUGGAAUGUCCGAACGGUUUCCUCGCAUUCUUCUCUGAAGCUUACGCCAGAACUUUUUGCUCCUUUGAGUAGAAUUGGGGUGUCAUGCCCAAUGCGAGAAGGCAGUAAACACGAAUUUGUUGUGAAGGCACAGGGGCGAAAGAAAGGAGGAAAUUCGGGAGACAAGUCCCCGAGAUAUGAUCCCAUGUUUGCAAGGGAUGGGAAUACAAUAGAGUGCCCGGUUCCAUGGGAGCAGCAACCCGUGAAUGAGUACCAAAUGCUGAAUGAGACAGGGUUGUUUGCAUGGGCAACCGACGAUCUCCUGUCCUUUGGGAUCAGAAUGACAGCCGUUACAGUCGGUAUCUCUGCUUUUGUUGGCUACCCAAUCGCUGCCCUGAGCAUUGACGCGAAGCAAGAAUUCUUGAAGUGUUGUAUGGGAGCUUCUUGUGGCGGAAUGCUGGCCGCCACAGUUGUGACGCUCCGCCUUUACCUGGGUUGGGCCUACAUUGGCAACCGACUAUUCAGCGCAACAGUAGAAUAUGAGGAGACUGGAUGGUAUGAUGGUCAGGUAUGGGUGAAACCCCCAGAAGUGUUGGCUCGGGAUCGCUUACUGGGCUCUUUUAAGGUCAAGCCUGCCUUACGUCGAAUGAAAGUCACCUUGGUGGGACUUGCCAUCUCCUUGGUCACUAUUGUUGGUGCCAUGUACAUGCUUCAUGGGCCUCCGCCACCCAUUGACCUUGCAGAAGAUACCGCCGAGACCUUUGGUGGAACCUCCAGACUGUCUUAUAGCGAUGCAGCAGCCCGUCGUUAUGAACCCGAAGCAUUUGCUAGAGACGACCACCUUUCUCACGCCAGUGCCGCUGCUCCCACACCCGCUUUGUUUGACUACUGUCGCUGAAGCUGGUAUUCCACUUUUCCUAUUCGACGAAAAUUCGGCUGAUCUCGUUCCUCUUCCGAGGAGGUGGAUCAUGGAUCAAUUCUCCACGUCUUUGACAGACUUCACCCAUUAUUGGAAACUAUGAUUGAUGGCCGGUCAAUGAUUUUUGAUGGGCCACAAAUAUUGCUGUCUUAAAGCUUCUUCGUGCUAGUUAGCUUUUGGUGGUUCAUUUUUCUUUCCUCCGCAAGUUUCACUUCGAUCAUUUGUUCAAGUGAUUCAAAUGUAAAGUAGCUAAAGAUGCAAUAGGACUUGUAGAAUCGUGUUUAAUAUAUGAUUAACGUGUUGUAUAUAUAUAUAUAUAUAUAUAUAUCUAUAUUUGUAGAUGACCACAUGUAUAUUUAUCAUUACUUUGUAAAGCUGAAAGUAAAAGCUUAAUUUGAGAGCUUUA
Physcomitrium patens is the source of this 1750-nucleotide messenger RNA. RefSeq lists its product as uncharacterized. The record is from RefSeq and is a predicted model, not a curated record. Lineage: Eukaryota; Viridiplantae; Streptophyta; Bryopsida; Funariales; Funariaceae.